Molecule: messenger RNA, 570 nt
Organism: Eriocheir sinensis (Chinese mitten crab)
Lineage: Eukaryota; Metazoa; Arthropoda; Malacostraca; Decapoda; Varunidae
Product: venom toxin OcyC11-like
Exons: 3
Coding region: 40-405 (121 amino acids)
Source: RefSeq, a predicted model, not a curated record
GUCACUCCCUGAAGGCAGUCGCCACCUAGAGCCACAACGAUGGGGAUGCUGCGAGCCGUGCUGCUGACGGGGUCUGUGCUGGUGCUGCAGGUGCUUCUGACCGUUCCGCAUCAGGCCGAGGCCGCUUUGAGUGCGCAAAUCGUCAAUGAUCCAGACCACCCCAACACGUGCCUUAUAAGGGAAUCUGGCAUACGCGUGAAAGAAGGGCACACUUGGCAGACGCCGUACUGCCAGAGGGCAGAAUGCACAAAGUAUUCAAGUGAAGUCAUGGCCAUUCGUUACGUGACGUGCGCUUCCAUCGGUGUCCCUCCAGGCUGCAGACUGAUCAAAGACAUGGCACAGCCGUACCCGAGGUGCUGCGGGAAGGUGGUCUGCGGCGCCCGCAGUGGAUCCCGCCGCCCCUAACCUGCUCACCGUACACCAUCGUGCCUGACCUGACCUGAACCAACUCUGACCUGACCUUCUGGCUGACCGAAUUUUUGUCAUUAUCUGUUGUCAAAGAUGCCUAAUUGUUUGGAAUCAGCAUCUCUUUCAAUGCAGACGCUUUCAAAUCAUGACACAGCAGUACCA